AUGCCCGACGCGACGACACUACGGGCGAGCCGGCCCCUCUCCGAGAUAUCAGAUCAUGAUAACCGGCGGCGGUCGUCUGCGCGUCAAUCUCUCCACUCGGUCAAGGGGGAGAAGUCGCGUCCUAAUUCAGAGGUCAAGGAUGAUGGACGGCGGCUCUCGGCCCAUAUCGCCACCCUCACCCUUAACCUAAACGACUAUGCCUCGGUCGCUAAACGCCCACCAUCUGGAGUCUCGAGCAAGUCCCGGGACAGCCUCAUCUCACCUGCGACAACGGCCGGACCGAGCGUCAACAGGACGUCUGCAAAGCCUGAACGACCAGUGUCGUAUCGGACGACAUCUGUUUCUUCCAUCAAGGAGGCACAGAAGGAGGACGCAGCUACGCGGGAUACAAAGGAGGGACAUCCUUUACUGGUGGCCAAACGGGCAUCCUUACGCCCCUCACCCCUCGGUGCGACGUAUGCGGAUGUCGCAAAAUCCGAACCUCCCACCCCCUCCGUCGACCAGCAACCCAAUCCCAUCCCCAACGAGAGCGUCAUCUCUCUCGCAACCAGCUCUGCCCGCUCGUCAUUCGACUCUAGCGCAAAGCCAAACCCAAAGUCCAAGCCAAGUUGGCUGAGACGAGCAUCGGGAACGGUAACCCUACGCUCGAAAUCGAAAUCACCGGUACCGGCGGAGGAGCUCUCAGCACCGCCACCCGUGCUUCCACCAGAGCUCCCACCUCGGCGCACGGCUAUUGCGAAUGCUAGCGAGGGGCGUUUGGCAGGGUCAAGCAAACCCCCUGACCACCCUAGCAAGACAUCUUAUGCUAGCAUCGCCGCAGCGGCGGGCCCAUCUCGCAGCCGCCUAGGCGAAGGGGCUGGCCGGCCAGCGUACUCCCCUCCCAUAUCUACUCAGCCAACUCGGGACAAUUUCAACAUCCGUGGUCGGAUCUCAGCGUGGACAUCGGUCUCUCAGCAAUCCUCCCUUCAGCGGUCAGACUCUAGCAAUACCAUCGCCACCGCCGCAUCUUCCGCUUUCUCCACCGCGCAGCAGCGUUUACCAUCCUCGGCGCAGCGGAUGAUCGGGUCAGCGGGCUCGGCCGUACAGAAGGGGUGGGCGGGUCUGCGGGCGAGAGGCAUGGGCGGAAGCAUCAGCGGACUAUCGUCUAUCGCUGCGGGAGAGGGAUCUGGGAGUCGGCUAGAACCGCCCAAAGUCUCGCGCAAGUCAAGCCGGGACAGGAGCGUCUCUGCGCAAGCAUCUAUGGGGAGCUCGGUGGACGGACCGGUUCUUCACCCGUCAGCAAUCCUGCGACCCGCCGCGCCGGGAUUUGGAAAGGUGUUUGGGCGGGAUAUCACCGAGGCUGCAAAGGCGUGUGGAGUUGUCGAGUCUGCGCGAGAUGUGGAGGGAAUGGACCCUCGAGAAAAGCGGAGAAGAGAGUGCUUGCCCGCUGUAGUGAUCCGCGCCGUCGAUUAUCUGGAGAUAUGGGGGCCGAAGGAGGAGGGGAUCUUCCGUAUAAGCGGAAGAAGCAGUCAUCUCAAUCGACUAAGGAAAGAGUUUGAUGCAGGUGCCGAUAUAGACAUGUCUGAUUGUCAUCCCGGAGACCUGGACCCCCACGCCGUAUCUGGCCUCUUCAAAUCCUACUUGCGAGAACUUCCUUCACCGCUCCUCACCAAAGACCUCUGUCCUCGCUUUGAAGCCGCCGUUCGCUCAGCACCACCCUCUCACACCGUCGAUCUCAAUGCGGAACCAGACGACCUCUCCACCCUCCUUCCCCUGCUACCAGCCGCAAACUGGUUCCUCCUCGCCGAUAUCGUCAAACUCCUCCACCUCAUCCCCAGCCAUUCCGCCACCAAUCGCAUGACGCUCAAUGCGCUCAUGCUCUCUCUCGGACCUUCGCUCAAUGUCCCCGGAACUGUCCUGACCGAUCUCCUAGACCGGCGGGUCGAGCUCUUCUCCGCGCCUCCCCCUAUUUCAGCCAGGCAGACCGCCUACGAGCUCAUCGACUUUGGCGAUACCCCCGUGGUCCUCGCUACUGCCGAAGACAUCUCCCGUUCGGCGUCACCGGUAUCCAGACAUACCGCCGAACCGGUUUCCGCCCCUGUCGCUGACAAACCAAAGAAGCUGAACCUUCUGCCGAAGAAGCCAAGUCUCUCUCGGCUGUUCAGCUCCCCAUCCCCAGUGCCGGCCCGGCAGGAUGGCGCAGCUUCCCCAUCGCUCGUCCAGCCUUCACCGCCUCGAGUGGAGCUGCGGACAGACUCCCCUCGUCUGCCCUCUUUCGAGAGCGAGGCCGAGCGGGAGCCGGAGGUCCUCCAAGAGAAGUAUCUGGCAACGGAGCCCACAGAGCCAUCAACGGCGGAAUCACCCUACCGCACUGGAACGGUCGAGGAGCGCGCAAAGGUCUUCACACCCUCCACUUCCACUCCUAUCGCAGACCUCUACUCUGGCUCGUCCAACAAAUUGCCCUCGCGCUCUGGCAAGUCAUCGAACGGAUCGGUCAACUCGUCCGCGUCGGUACCGUCGUUGACCUUUGGGCCUACGCUACCGGGUUCGGCGCCAGACUCCUCCCCCACCAACCCGGCGUCAUUCAACCGCGCGCAUGGCCCGUCCAUCUUCUUCCAGUCAGGCAGUACCGGUCGGCACGUGCGCACAUCGAGUGCUCACAGCUCGAUAGGCGCUGGGGUGAAGCGGUCGGAGACGGAGGAGGCGGGGGACGAGGGGCGAGUGAAGCGGUUGAGCACGGGUCCGAACGUGCGGGACUCGGUGCGGAGCAUGGAGAUGAUGACAUGA
Dioszegia hungarica is the source of this 2766-nucleotide messenger RNA. RefSeq lists its product as uncharacterized. Bases 1 to 2766 code for a protein of 921 amino acids. Gene Ontology annotation, biological process: small GTPase-mediated signal transduction. The transcript is spliced from 5 exons. The record is from RefSeq and is a predicted model, not a curated record. Gene Ontology annotation, molecular function: small GTPase binding; GTPase activator activity. NCBI's taxonomy places the organism in Eukaryota, Fungi, Basidiomycota, Tremellomycetes, Tremellales, Bulleribasidiaceae.